CGGCGAAGAAGAAGAGCAAGCAAAAAAACCCCGGUUGAGACGAAUUUCUGAACAAAGUUUGAGUUUCAGGAUUAAAGGUUUGCUCUUCACACGGAGCGCGCGCCUGUUCACGCGGCUUCUGCGUCACAGAAUGGCUCCCACGAAUGUCCUUCGCGAGUUUUCAUCUGAAGCAGGAUGCACUUGUCCACUGGAGUCCGAACUGCGGUCGGUGCUGCAGCAGAGGAUCAUGGUCCUGGACGGCGGCAUGGGAACCAUGGUCCAGCAGCACAAACUGGAGGAGGAGCAUUUCAGGGGGGAGGAGUUUAAAGAGCACACACGUUCUCUGAAGGGCAACAACGACCUCCUCAGCAUCACACAGCCCGAUAUCGUUUAUAAAAUACACAAGGAUUACCUGCAGGCCGGCGCUGACAUCAUAGAGACCAACACGUUCAGCAGCACGUCCAUCGCUCAGGCGGACUACGGACUGGAGCACAUGGCGUAUCGUCUCAACAGAGCCAGUGCAGAGUUGGCCAGAAGAGCUGCUGACGAUUUCACCAAACAAACAGGUUGUAAACGGUACGUGGCCGGAGCCGUGGGUCCCACGAACAAAACCCUGUCUGUGUCUCCGUCUGUGGAGAGACCGGACUUCAGGAACAUCACGUUUGAUGACUUAGUGGAGUCGUACUCGGAGCAGGUCAGAGGUUUAUUAGACGGAGGAGCCGACGUCCUCCUGGUAGAAACCAUCUUUGACACCGCUAAUGCUAAGGCUGCCUUGUUCGCCAUCGAGCUGCUCUUUGAAAAAAGCUACGAAAGAAAACCUAUAUUUAUCUCGGGAACGAUUGUUGACCGCAGUGGACGGACUCUGUCCGGUCAGACUGGAGAGGCUUUUGUCGUGAGUGUGUCACACGCCAAACCUCUGUGUAUCGGUCUGAACUGUGCUUUAGGAGCGACAGAGAUGAGACCGUUCAUCGAGGCCAUCGGACAGAACACCACAGCUUUUAUCAUCUGUUAUCCUAACGCUGGUCUUCCUAACACAUUUGGAGGUUAUGAUGAAACUCCACAGGUCACAGCCUCCAGUUUAAAGGAGUUUGCAAGCAGUGGACUGGUGAACAUCGUGGGAGGCUGCUGUGGAACAACUCCAGCUCACAUCAGAGCGAUAUCUGAAGCAGUGAAACACCUGAAGCCCAGAGUUCCUCCUGCUGACGUCUAUCACGACUACAUGCUGCUUGCAGGUCUGGAGCCGUUCAGAAUCGGCCCAUACACAAACUUUGUGAACAUCGGUGAGCGGUGUAACGUUGCCGGGUCUCGCAAGUUUGCCAAGUUGGUCAUGGCGGGAAACUACGAGGAGGCUCUGAGCAUCGCAAAGACUCAGGUGGAGAUGGGAGCUCAGGUGCUGGACGUAAACAUGGACGAGGGGAUGCUGGAGGGCCCGGCGGCCAUGACCCGCUUCUGCAACUACGUCGCCUCCGAGCCAGACAUCGCCCGGGUCCCUCUGUGCAUCGACUCGUCCAACUUCGCCGUUAUAGAGGCGGGGCUUAAGUGCUGUCAGGGCAAGUGCAUCGUCAACAGCAUCAGUCUGAAGGAAGGGGAGGAGGACUUCCUGAACCGCGCCGCCACCGUGAAGCGCUAUGGCGCUGCUGUGGUCGUCAUGGCCUUCGACGAGGAGGGACAGGCCACGGACACCGAGCGUAAAGUGGAGAUCUGCAGUCGCGCCUACAAGCUGCUGGUCAGCAGGGUGGGGUUUGACCCCAACGACAUCAUCUUUGACCCCAACGUCCUCACCAUCGGGACGGGCCUGGAGGAGCACAACGAGUACGCCGUCAACUUCAUCAGAGCCACCAAACUCAUCAAGGAGACAUUACCUGGAGCCCGGGUGAGUGGAGGUCUGUCCAACUUGUCCUUCGCCUUCAGAGGCAUGGAGGCCAUCAGAGAAGCAAUGCAUGGAGCGUUCCUUUACCACGCCAUCAAGGACGGCAUGGACAUGGGCAUUGUAAACGCCGGGAACCUGCCGGUGUACGACGACAUCGACAAAGAGCUGCUGCUGCUGUGUGAGAACCUGAUCUGGAACAGAGACGCCGACGCCACAGAGAAACUGCUGACCUACGCACAAAACAACGUGAAAGGAGCGAAGAAGGUGGUUCAGACGGACGAGUGGAGAGAGGGAAGUGUGGAGGAGAGGCUGGAGUACGCCCUCAUCAAGGGAAUAGAGAAGUACGUGGUGGAGGACGUAGAAGAGUGUCGCGCUCACGUCGACCGCUACACUCGACCACUUCACAUCAUCGAGGGUCCACUCAUGAACGGCAUGAAGGUGGUGGGAGAUCUGUUCGGAGCCGGCAAGAUGUUCCUGCCGCAGGUGAUAAAGUCGGCGCGUGUCAUGAAGAAGGCGGUGGGACAUCUGAUCCCGUUCAUGGAGAAGGAGAGGGAGGAGAUGAUGGCGCUGUCGGGGUCGACCGAGGAGACGGAUCCGUACCAGGGGACGAUCGUCCUGGCCACGGUGAAGGGAGAUGUCCACGAUAUCGGCAAGAACAUCGUAGGUGUGGUGCUGGGAUGUAACAACUUCAGAGUGAUCGACCUGGGUGUGAUGGUUCCCUGUGAUCAGAUCCUCAGAGCGGCCGUCACUCACAGAGCAGACAUCAUCGGGCUGUCCGGCCUCAUCACUCCCUCCCUGGACGAGAUGAUCCACGUGGCCAAAGAGAUGGAGAGGCUGGGGAUGACGACGCCGCUGCUGAUCGGAGGAGCCACCACGUCAAAGACUCACACAGCGGUGAAGAUCGCGCCUCGCUACAGUUGUCCCGUCGUCCAUGUCCUGGACGCGUCCAGGAGUGUGGUGGUGUGUUCUCAGCUGCUGGACGACGCAGCGAGGGACGAGUACUUCGAUGACCUGAAGGACGAGUACGAGGACGUCAGACAGGAUCACUACGACUCCCUGAAGGAUCGUCAUUAUCUGUCACUCUCUCAGGCCAGAGACAAAGCUUUACAAAUAGACUGGUCCUCGCUGCCCAGACCAGUGCGUCCUCAGUUCCUCGGCACACGCGUGUUCGAGUGCUAUGACCUGAACAGUCUGCUGGACUUCAUCGACUGGAAGCCUUUCUUUGACGUGUGGCAGCUGAGAGGGAAAUACCCCAACAGAGGUUACCCCAAGAUCUUCAAAGACAAGACUGUUGGUUCGGAAGCACGCCGAGUCUUCGACGACGCCCAGCAGCUGCUCAACCACAUGAUUGACAGCAGCAGCCUGAAGGGGCGGGGCCUGGUGGGAUUCUGGCGUGCCCAGAGCGACGGCGAUGACAUCCGAGUGUACAAAGACGACGAGGUCAAGGUGCACCGAGACACCAAACCCAUCGCCACGUUCCACGGCCUACGGCAGCAGGUGGAGAAGGACAGCUCCAGCUCAGAGCCGUACCUGUGCGUGUCCGACUUUGUGGCGCCCGUCGACAGCGGCGUGGACGACUAUGUGGGCGUCUUCGCCGUGGGCGUGUUUGGAGCCGAGGAGCUGAGUCAGCAGUUUCAGGAGCAGGGAGACGAUUACAGCAGCAUCAUGGUCAAAGCUCUGGCCGACCGACUGGCCGAGGCGUUCGCUGAGGAGCUCCACGCUCGCGUGCGUAAGGAGCUGUGGGGCUACAGCGCAGACGAAGUCCUGCAGACCUCAGACCUCCACAGGGUUCGGUACCAGGGAAUCAGACCUGCGGCGGGUUACCCGAGCCAGCCCGACCACACUGAGAAGGCCACCAUGUGGAGUUUGGCCGAAGUCAAGGAGAAGACUGGUAUCAGUCUGACAGAAUCCCUGGCCAUGACUCCGGCCGCCUCCGUGUCCGGACUUUACUUCUCUCAUCCUCAGGCUUCGUACUUUGCUGUGGGAAAAAUCACCAAAGAGCAGGUGGAGGACUACGCUCGGAGGAAAGCGCUGAGUGUGGAGGAGACGCAGCGGUGGUUAGCGCCCGUGCUGGGCUACGACAGCGAGGAGUGAACACAUCCCAGAGCGAGUCUGAUCGCGACAAGCACAAAAGUUACGUUUUCAAAUCUUCAAGAAUUCUCAACUUCUGCCACUCGGUGGAGGAACGUCGCGUUUCCUCAUCAGUUCACACGUUCAUCCUCUCAUUUUUUUUACAGCGACGUUCUAAGCUGUGUCAACACGAUGACGUCGUGUUUACAUUAAAAAAUACAAUCGCGUCGUUAUUAAGCCGCAAAAUUUCGAAAAGUUCGAACAAUCGAGCUAGCAUCUCAGUUUCAUUUCAGUGUGGGCGGGGUUACAAUGAUGCGGUUUCCUGCAUUCACUUCCUGUAUGGAUUUUAUCGGAACUUGAUUAAAGCUGCGUUAACGCUUUGUUUCAGUUUUUGUUGUCGUUCUCGGAAAAUUCUGAAUUUAUUCAAACUGCAAAGAAUCAUUCAAAUCAAUUUCUUGUUUACACCUCGUUUUUCAAAUAAAAACUUGGUGUGGAUGUAGCUUGAGUCACGAGGUUCGUAAACAUUGUACGUUAUUUAUUUGUUGCUCCCAUAGCGCCUUUUUUUUGCAUUUAUCAUUUAGAAAAAAAUCCAAAAAUAUAUUUUAUGGUUAAAAAAAAAAACUGUAUAACAAAGUUACUACUUAAAAAAUGUUACGAACACUUACAAAAUAAAAUCCCUCGCAGAUGAAAUUACCUCUGAUUUUAUUGCGUUUCUGUAGAGAAAAUGUUUUAAUUAUCUGUUAAAAAUCAUGUCACAGAAAAGCGAAAUAAAACGCAACCACCGUUACACUUAAGACUUUAUCGACAGUUAUCGCAUUGAUAUCGCUGACAUUUUUAAGGACUUAAGCAAAUUAUUGCGAUUUUUGUAAAAAAUUCUGAAAAGGUUAAAUUCAAAAAAUUGUGAAAGAAUUUUGUUUGAUUACGAAUUUAUCAACAACACUAAGUAAAUAUGUAUAAAGUCUCUUUUGUCUUUUAAAAAAAAACCUUUAAUUUGUCUAAGAGAAAGUUUACAUGAAAAAUGGUUUGUGUCUUUGUUACGGUUUUAUUGUUUUUCUUCUUUGUCAUAGAAAAGACACAAACGCGGUUAACUAUGAUUAAUUCAUGACGUUUUCUGGAUCUUACAGAAAAACAAAAAAUUAAAAGGACUUAAGUGAGUUUCACGUGUUAAGAACACGUUUGUUUUACUUUAUUUUUGUAAAAAAAAAGUGCGUAAAUAACGUUGCUGCUGUGGAGACUGUGAAACACUAACGACAAAAGUGUUUUAUGAAAAAAUAAAUAGUUUGAAUACA
Molecule: messenger RNA, 5208 nt
Organism: Solea senegalensis (Senegalese sole)
Lineage: Eukaryota; Metazoa; Chordata; Actinopteri; Pleuronectiformes; Soleidae
Gene: mtr
Product: 5-methyltetrahydrofolate-homocysteine methyltransferase
Exons: 33
Coding region: 131-3943 (1270 amino acids)
Biological process (GO): pteridine-containing compound metabolic process
Molecular function (GO): cobalamin binding; zinc ion binding; methionine synthase activity
Source: RefSeq, a predicted model, not a curated record